AUGUUUGAGGAUGCAAACAAAGUGGUCGAGAAGGUGCUUAAAGGACUCCUUCAAAAUCUAAAGUUGCAGCCAAGGUGGAUGAAAGGUGUUUCGUCGAUGAUAAUUGCCCUCACGAUGGCAUGUUGAUGUAUUGCAAGGAAUGUUUUUAAUAUCCUACUUUCAGCACUAUAAUCAAUCAUUAACCAUACAUUGUUUUUAUAUUUUUAUUUAUAUAGUUACGAUUGUCAUGUGGAAAAACACCACGCAUUUGCGAUUAUGUUUUGUUCAUGUGUCAAGAGAUAACCGCAGCAGAGAUUGCCGGACCUUCUGCAAUGCAAAAGUUAGAAAAUAACAUUGUAAAGAAAAUAAAGAAUCAAUCUGAUCCGGUAGGUUUACCUUUCAAUUGUUAUGUCUACAUGAAUUUAGGGGUUUAAUUAUUUUGAGGAAAUCAAUACGAGUUCAAAUAUAUGUUAAGUCCAGUUCACACGAGCGAGAUAAGAGAGACACUGCACAUCAUCCCUAUUAGUUUUACCUUUUUUCCUGCUUUCCUCGUGCUUGUCUGUUAUCUCACCCCAGCCUGUGAACCAGACUUUAUAGAACAUGCAUGGGAUGAAUCAGAACUUCUAUUCGCCCUAAGGCUAAGGUAGGCCUACUCAUGGACAUCAACUUGUCAAAUCAAAAAUAUAUUACAUUUUGAUCGUUAGUCUUUACCUCAUCUCUCCGAUUAAUGCAUCUCCCCAAUUUAAACCCCAUCAUCGCGAUCUACUGUUCAGAAAAUAUGAUUUUUAGAUUCUUACAUGGUUGCACCCAAGUGUAACAGUGCAUGAUGUGGCUGGAAAUAAAGUUCCUGGCAUUGAAAUUAUCACAUCAGUUGUCGAUGCUUUUCCUGACGUUUCAAACAGUGUAAGUAUGAAUUGAAUACUGAUUCCUGUUGCUAUAGGAUAAUAAUUGCAAAACAAUUAAUUGAUACGAAUUUUAAUUUCCAAUAAUUAAACCUUGGCUUACGCAAAAAUAUUCAAACAUAUAUAUAUAUAUAAAUAUAUAUAUAUAUAUAAAUUAAGUUAUAAUUAUAAGAUAUAAAUUAUUUGCUGUUUAUAUAGCUUGCAAGAUUUGUGACGAUCAGCCCGAGGACAAUGAGGGGGGCAAUGUCUUAAGACACAGGGAUGCUGAACUUAUUCCAGGAGGAUAUCGAAACGUUAGAGGCCGUGGAGAACAUGCUUCGUGUACAAAUGGAAGGUAUACACUCCGGAAACUGGAAGGAAUAUGAAGGAAUAUAUAUAGGCAUAAUGAAGUUGUGAAUGUUUCUGUUUAGCAUGGGCAAGUAAUUGUGACACUGAUGGCGAAUUAGUAGAAGACAGUCAGGUUGCUGAAGAUAUCAACUACAAUUACAGUUUUACAGAGUCAAGAUUUUAA
Messenger RNA from Paramuricea clavata, 1392 nucleotides. Lineage: Eukaryota; Metazoa; Cnidaria; Anthozoa; Malacalcyonacea; Plexauridae. The record is from the annotation of a GenBank genome assembly.